AUGGCCUCUCCAUACCCACUGGCUGUGAAAGCUGACUAUUGGAAGCCCAAGUCCAUUAAGACUAACAUGCAGCGACUUCCCUGUGACUCGCACCAGCCCCCAGAGCUCACGGCGCUUCAGACACGGACACUCACAGCCCCACUGUCUAGCACUGCAGCCUUCUCUUCAGAGCCUCUGGAGCCUCUGUCAACCAGGCUUCCUCCCAGGGCCCAAACCCCUGGCCUCAGGCCCCAUCAAGAUCCCCACAAGACUGGACUGAGGCACUAUGUGAAACUCUUUAGCUUCUGCACUAAGAUGCCCAUGGAGAAUAAGGCUCUAGAGAUGGUGGAAGAGUGCCUGGACAAGUAUUUCCAGCAUCUUUAUGAAGACCUGGAGGUGUUUGCUAUGCAUGUUGGCUGCAAGACUAUGAGGCCAGAGGACCUGGAACAUCUGAUGCAAUGGCAGGGCCUGGUCAAUGACCAAGUCUCCCUAUAUGUGCUUGUGGAGCAGCACCUGCCCCUGGAGUACUGGCCGCUGUUCAUCCCUUGUGCAUUCACUGGCAACUCUGUCUUUCCUGCCCAGCAGUGGUCAGGCCUCAACACCCACCCAGUGCCCACCUGUGGUCACUUGGCUCCACGACCGGCCCAGGCCACCCACCUGCAGCAGCUGCAGCUCUGGGUCCAGGCGGUUGCUGAGGCCGUAUCCCCCCUCCUAAGGCGGCCCUGCAGUUUACCAGGACUCAGUUUCUCCUUGCCACUGGGAGCUGCCCUGGGAAACGGCUGCAACACGGAGGUGGAGAAGCUCCCCUUUCAGGAUCCCGCAACUCCUCCAGAGCAGACCCCUGAGGCUGGUUGA
Odobenus rosmarus divergens (Pacific walrus) is the source of this 834-nucleotide messenger RNA. RefSeq names its product centromere protein T-like. Lineage: Eukaryota; Metazoa; Chordata; Mammalia; Carnivora; Odobenidae. The transcript is spliced from 3 exons. The record is from RefSeq and is a predicted model, not a curated record. The coding region runs from base 1 to 834 and encodes 277 amino acids.